CGGACAUAAAGGGAGGAGCGUUUCCUGUUUCUAUGCAACCUCUGGAAAACGAGAUCGUGAUGUUAAUUUUAUGAGAAAUACCGGCGUGUGAUACAACCAGCAUCCGCUUCCGCAUGCAGCUACUUACUUUACCUUAGGCGUUGAAACUCGAUCAAAGUACGGAUACCUGCAUCCCACUACAUCGAUCGACCUUGCCUAAGGUAACCACCACCACCUCACGCUACCUUAGGUACUCACGAAACCAAGGCACUCGGUAGCUCCAACAGGUACCUUACCUAACUUCAAACUAUCCGGAUCCGUAGGGCACAUCAUCUUGAGCUGCUGCCUCCCCUCAAAACCCCCCUCGCGGGACGUUCUCUCUCAGAUGGUCCUCCCACCAAACACCACGCCCAACCCCGAUCCCAUCGCCAUCUUCCUCCCAGCCAUGUCGUCCGCCGUUCCAGAAUCCACCACAUCCUCCGAGGCACCGGGCCCGGCCCCGGCGCCCCCAGCCGCCACCCCGCUCCCCGCCCACCUCAAAUCAUCAUCAUCAUCAGAUCAGCAACCGCUAGCCCCCGCCGCCGGCGCCGCCAGCAAUCACCCCCGUCCCGUCCCGGACUUUGCCCUCCCCAAGCUCCGCCUCGAGAUCCGCGACCUCAACGACCCGGCCGCAGCCCACUUCCUCUCCGCCGUGAACGCCAGCACCGCCCUCGCGACCGCCGUCCGCUCCGUCCUCGCCCUCCUCUACGAAUCCCCCUCCAACCACACAACCCACGUCCCGCCAACCCGCUCCGUCACCCUCAUCCUCCGCCCCAUGGGCGGCGUCGCCUACACCACGGGCUCCGACCUCGACGACGACCACAAGGAGAUCCACUUCUCCAUGUCCUACAUCGCCGGCAUCCCCGCCGACCGCCGCACCGCCGAGAUCAUGGGCGUCCUCACCCACGAAAUGGUCCACUGCUUCCAGUACAACGCCCACGGAACCUGCCCGGGCGGCCUGAUCGAGGGCAUCGCCGACUGGGUCCGCCUCAACGCCGACCUGAGCCCGCCUCACUGGAAGCGCGACGCCACCGGGAACUGGGACGGCGGGUACCAGCACACGGGCUACUUCCUCGACUACCUCGAGGGCCGCUUCGGCAAGGGCACCGUCAGGAGGAUCAACGAGAAGCUUCGUACCCAGCGCUACAAGGAGAAGGAGUUCUGGACCGAGAUCGUGGGUAGGCCCGUCGAGCAGCUGUGGAAGGAUUACGGCGACAAGAUGAAGGAGGAGGAGACUGUGAUUGUGAACAAGGACGAUAUUUCGGAUGAUGAUGUUAGAUUGGGGAGGAUCCGAGCUGCCGAUGAGGUUCCACAGUGAAGAGCCGAUUUACCACCAUGUUAAUAUAGACGAGGAGAUACACUCCCUGUCAUUCUGGAGUUUGUUACUUUGAUUGUCACGGACACGGCGAUGUGGCGACGGCUGCUCGGAAUGCAGAUCGUCAGGGAAGACGUGGGAUCGCAGGGAAAUGCAUUUAGAAACUAAAGGUUUUAUUUC
Messenger RNA from Colletotrichum scovillei, 1513 nucleotides. RefSeq names its product plant Basic Secretory protein. The record is from RefSeq and is a predicted model, not a curated record. The transcript has a single exon. NCBI's taxonomy places the organism in Eukaryota, Fungi, Ascomycota, Sordariomycetes, Glomerellales, Glomerellaceae. Bases 365 to 1336 code for a protein of 323 amino acids.